Molecule: messenger RNA, 1689 nt
Organism: Pseudomassariella vexata
Lineage: Eukaryota; Fungi; Ascomycota; Sordariomycetes; Amphisphaeriales; Pseudomassariaceae
Exons: 3
Coding region: 406-1548 (380 amino acids)
Biological process (GO): DNA recombination; double-strand break repair
Cellular component (GO): nucleus
Molecular function (GO): DNA binding
Source: RefSeq, a predicted model, not a curated record
UCCUUUUUAUUACUCUUUGAGCUUCUGCAUCGUAGAUUAUGCUGCAGACUCAUCCGUUGCGGCUGCUGUUCAAGGAUCCACGGUUGUUGCAGCGCGUCGAUGGGUGUCACGUAAACCCUUUGUCGAAUGACCUCCCAUGUCCCCGAGCUCCCUCGAGACUUCCGCAAUCAUCCUAUGGAUGUAGUACUACCCCACACUCCGACUUCAGUUUAAAGCUGAAACACACGAUUCAGCGUGGAAACCCAGAGCUUGAUAUUUCCCGUCGUUUAUCUUGACAAUCCCGGUGGUUCCUUCAAUCUCACUUCCCCAUUCCGGACUUCCCAGCGAACGCCCGGCCAAACCUUAUUUGGGAACUGCUGUAUCGCUUGCCGUUUUCGUUUCAUCUCCGUCGACUGUCAACACAAUAUGGCAGAAUCGCGCCUGCUCCGUUUUCCCGUGUCGGGAACCGAGGAUGGAGAUGAGUAUGUCGUCGUCGAGGUCGUGUCGAACGGAUCCAAACCACUCGACAUCAAACUCAAAUGUACUGAAGGGGAAGCUGUCUACUUAACCAAGAUACGUCAUAACCGGGUUGCCGAGCUCAAAGCUUCUGGCAGCCAGUGCACCAAUGAGGAAUGGCAACAGAUCUUGAUAUCAAGCUUGAUCGAUCAAGAGGGCGGCACUAGCCCUCAUGGCAUCGAGAUCAGUGCCAAGGUCCACUCACAGAUCGACGUCACGCUCAACUUUCGCAAGGACAUCGAAGGGAUCAAGAAAGCACUUGGAUCGAUCAAAUUAAAGGAGAACUCGGAGGAGGAGGAGGGCAUAUCCCCGUUCGAGUGGUGCGUUGCUGUCAUCGGGUCCCGUGCGAAGACAGCGCAGGAUCUAGCCGCGGCCAACACCAAAGCGGCCGCGCUAGAGCAUUCUGUCAACGAGUUGAAGGACCAACUAGAGGGGCUCCUCAAAGCGAAGGAAGACGACGAGACGCAUAUGCUCGAGAAGUUCAGGGACCUGUUGAACGAGAAGAAGCUCAAGAUCAGGCAGCAACAACGCCUCAUCGCAUCUGCUAACGUCGACCCCGUCAAGCUGGAGAACGUCGGCGCGAGUCAGGAUACGCUGAGGAAAGCCAAGGCUUCGAGACAAGCGAAAAGGAAGGUGGAGGAAUCAGAUAGCGAUCAGGGGUUUGAGAAAAUGGAUGUCGAUGAAAGCGGCGAAGACGAUGACCAAAAACCCGAGGUAGAUCCAUACAUGGACGAGCGACAGACAACCGACGAUGAGACGCAAAGUGAGAUGGAUGACAGUGAAGAAGCACCGCCUCUCGCAGCAAAACGAAGAGGGAAAGUCAUACCAACUCGGGCGAAAGCUGGGACCGCGAAGGGCAAAGCGAAAUUAAAGCAGUCGACACCUCCAGCUAAGUCCAAGCCGGCACUUAAACCAGCCCAGCCAGAUAAUGCGCGUGACGAUUCAGCAUCUCCACCGAGGAGGAAUCUCCCCUUCAUGAAGGGGAAGAAGGCCCCUCCGCAAUCUCAGGUAACGGCAGGCGAUGAUGAGACGGAGUCUGAUGAUGAGCUAUGAAAAGUCUAUGGCAGACCACCUGCCCUGCAUACCUUAUCUUGUUCCGAUCGUUUGCUCGUGUCAUCCUCGACAUACUUGCGUCAUAUACUUAUAUUAGGCGUUGACGUAGAUGUGGUUCUGAGUUUUGGACACAACGGCGUG